Messenger RNA from Dichotomopilus funicola, 1995 nucleotides. RefSeq lists its product as uncharacterized. Gene Ontology annotation, biological process: polysaccharide biosynthetic process; glycosaminoglycan biosynthetic process. The record is from RefSeq and is a predicted model, not a curated record. Gene Ontology annotation, cellular component: nucleus. NCBI's taxonomy places the organism in Eukaryota, Fungi, Ascomycota, Sordariomycetes, Sordariales, Chaetomiaceae. Gene Ontology annotation, molecular function: NAD binding; UDP-glucose 6-dehydrogenase activity. The coding region runs from base 1 to 1995 and encodes 664 amino acids. The transcript has 3 exons.
AUGGAGGCUUGUCCGCCGUCACGGCAGGCAGAGUCGACCGCCCAUUCAAAGCCCCGCCAUCUGAACCGAUCCAACCCUAGCUCCCACUCACUAUCAUCAACGACUAGUCCCGGGACAUCCACGCCGCGGUCAUGGUCGGCCAACGAGUGGCUCGGCGGCACGCCCGACACAUCACCGCCCAGCUCAGGCGUAGGCUCACCGGAGCUGAAGGCCAAGCUCACGCAGGAGGAUGAUGCCGUCUCUACCUUCGAGGAACCCAUGACCCACUGCUCGCGACAGGGCUCCGCUAAAAGCGUAUGCUUUGUUGGUGCAGGGUUCGUAGGUGGCCCGACAGCUGCCGUAAUCGCGUACCAUAAUCCAGAAAUCCGAGUGAACGUCGUCGACUUGAAUAGCGACCGCGUAGCAGCGUGGAACUCGUCGCAUCUUCCUAUCCACGAGGACGGGUUGUUAAAAGUCGUGCGGGUAGCCCGUGAUGGGACACUGCCAGUUCGUCUAUGCUUAUCCGGGAGCACGGAGCCGAUCGGGAUCCAAGCACGAAACUCAAAUCUGGUAUUCUCGACAAACGUGGUCCCAGCCAUCGCGGAGGCGGAUAUUAUCUUCAUCUGCGUCAACACACCAACGAAGACUCACGGCUUGGGCGCUGGUUCGAUGGCCGACGUCAGUGCUGUCGAGAGCGCCGCUCGUACGGUCGCAGAACACGCGAAGAAAGGCGCCAUCAUUGUUGAAAAGAGCACGGUGCCUUGUGGGACAGCUCGGAUGAUCCAGGAGAUUCUUCGGUACCACCGUCAAAAUCAUAAUUUUGAAGUCCUGUCCAAUCCUGAAUUCCUUGCUGAAGGGACUGCCGUCGAAAAUUUGAUGUAUCCAGACCGGAUUCUCAUCGGCAGCGACCGGACCCCGGCGGGCUGCGAGGCUGCGGAGGUGUUGAAAGACGUCUACUCGGCUUGGGUCCCCCCGGAGCGGAUCAUCACCGUCAACACCUUCAGUAGCGAACUCGCUAAGCUGGUGGCGAACACCAUGCUAGCGCAACGGAUCAGCAGCAUCAACGCCGUCAGCGCUAUGUGUGAAGAAAUUGGUCUUGGCGCAGACGUGGAUGAUGUUAGCCUUGCUGUCGGAAAGGAUUUGAGGUUAGGCCCGAAAUUCUUGCAGGCAGGCAUUGGAUUCGGAGGGUCAUGUUUCGAGAAAGACAUCCUUAACCUCGCUUAUCUCGCCCGAGAGUUGCACCUUGACGUCGUCGCCGAAUACUGGCUUGCCGUUUUGAAGAUCAACGAGGACCAACGACAACGUUUUGCUCGCAAUGUCGUGAGAGAGCUUAACGGAUCACUGCGGGGGAAGAAGAUCGCUGUACUCGGUUUCGCGUUCAAAGAUGGAACAAACGAUACGAGAAACAGCAUUGCGGUACAUGUCAUAAGAGACCUGGUUUCCGAGAUGCCGCGUGAGAUUGCAAUCUUCGAUCCUGGUUGCGCCCCGGGCGAUAUCGAGGCCGAACUGCGAGCAACCGGCCUUCCUACCGCGCAAAUGGAGAGGAUCAAAAUCAGUUCCAGUUGGAGGGGAUGCGUGAAAGAAGCAAGCGCUGUGUGUAUCCUCACCCAGUGGAAGCAUUUCCGGGGCCGGUCCUUGGGAACUCCCCCAUCGGACGAUACGAGAAAGACGACGGGGUUGAGAACGCACCAGUUUACGGCUCAUAAUAGUGAUGAUUGUCUUGACGAAAUGACCAUCACGGAACUGGAGGCGAUGAGACAGCAAGAAGUCCCAAACUUCACAGACGACCCUCUCGAGAGGUUGAGGCCCCUAGCUCCGUGCGCUCCGGAGUGCAAUCAGUGCCGCGAUGAUGAGCAAGGGUUCCGAAACCAAGAGCCAGUCGAUUGGGCCGAGGUUGCAAGCCUGAUGCGUGAGCCACGCUGGGUUUUCGACGGCCGUAAUGUGGUGAACCAUGAUGAACUCCAACAAUUAGGUCUCAAGGUAAAGGGGGUGGGCAAGGGGUUUCCAUCGCCCUGA